ACCACAUUCAGCCGCGCGAUGAAAAUGUCAAUAGUCCCUUCAACAGAUACCUGCAUUGUGCAGUUUUAUACACACGUGUAUUGACUCGGCGCGAUAUACCACCUUGAAGCUCCAUUCACAAUUCCAGCAUUAACUAAUCCAGGAGAGAGAGAGAAGGGGAGAGAGAAGGAUAGAGAGACGAAAAAAGAGAACUAAAUGACCCCCUACUGCAACGGCGGUCAGUUGAGCUCGAACCAAACAGAGGCGAAGAGUGGGAGGCGGGCAGUGUGUUGUCAAGCCCAACCGGAAGCUAAGAUAUGGAUGGCAGGGUUAAGGAGGUGAGAGGACCAGCGGACUGUCCAACCGGACUCAGAGCUGACCGCCACACCGCUUUCGAUUAGUUGGAACGUGACGUAAGCAGACCACGCUCCACUACAGGCGGCCUGAGCCCCGAGGAUAGGAUCUUGACUGUAGCGGAGCGGGUGGGCCGCGAUACAUAGUUCAGGGUAGCGAGCGCCCGACACCAAACGCCUAGCGAGGGGGACGGUCGCUCGACGGUGUACCGUGAGCUCGGAAAAGCAGGGAGGGGCAGGUCGGAAAAAGGCAUGGCCUGUUAUAGACUUACAUAUUUCAACGUGAGAGGGAGGGCGGAAUUGACUCGUCUGUGCUUUGCGGCAGCGGGGGUCAACUUUGACGAUGUGAGAAUUCCCAAUAGUGAAUGGGCGGCGAUGAAAUCGACCACCCGUUUUGGGAUGCUACCCAUCCUCGAGGUAGACGGCAAAAAGUUUUCACAGAGUUUCGCAAUGGCGAGGUAUAUCGCACGAGAACACGGGUUAUACGGCAAAACGAAUCUGGACAUGCUCCAGAUCGACGAAGUAGUUGGUCUUGCAGAAGAUCUCAGAGACUACUUCGUAAAGAUUUACCACGAGAAAGACGAACCGAAAAAGAAUGCGCUCCGGGACAAGUUCGACAACACAGACCUUCCCCGGUUUUUAGGCUAUUUCGAGAAGUUGCUCACAGAUACGGAUUCAAGUUACUUUGUUGGAAACAAGCUAUCGCUUGCCGACCUUGCUGUGUAUGACGUCAUGGAGUAUCCCCUUGACCAAGGACAGGACAUUCUCAAGGAUAGCCCAAAGAUGAAGGCGCACCGAAUUCGAGUGGGUAGCCAUGACAACUUACACAACUACCUCAAAGAGCGGGUCAAGACUGUCAUCUGAAUAUGUCAUUCAUUAAUGACAUCAUCUCGACGUCAUCUUUUUGGCUACGUACGUGUAUACAUGGCAGCAUAUUCAAUAUCGCAUGGUUGUUGACAGAUUUCUGUAUGAAUGUUAUAUACUGCAUACGAUUUAACCAGAGAUAGUCAGAUAUUUAUUUAGUGUAAUCAACCAGUUCAAAUAAAUUCAUCUACUAUAAUGGGACUGUGGGGUAGCCUAGUGGCUAAAGCUUUCGCUCGUC
Haliotis rubra (blacklip abalone) is the source of this 1434-nucleotide messenger RNA. Its product is annotated as S-crystallin SL11-like. Lineage: Eukaryota; Metazoa; Mollusca; Gastropoda; Lepetellida; Haliotidae. The transcript is spliced from 5 exons. The coding region runs from base 585 to 1196 and encodes 203 amino acids. The record is from RefSeq and is a predicted model, not a curated record. Gene Ontology annotation, molecular function: glutathione transferase activity. Gene Ontology annotation, biological process: glutathione metabolic process.